This is a messenger RNA of Polypterus senegalus (gray bichir), 3296 nucleotides long. Its product is annotated as nuclear receptor coactivator 7. Gene Ontology annotation, biological process: regulation of transcription by RNA polymerase II; response to oxidative stress. The record is from RefSeq and is a predicted model, not a curated record. Gene Ontology annotation, cellular component: nucleus. Lineage: Eukaryota; Metazoa; Chordata; Cladistia; Polypteriformes; Polypteridae. The transcript has 17 exons. The coding region runs from base 206 to 2485 and encodes 759 amino acids.
UAUCUUCAACAACCUCUCCUGCUGUACGACUCAGCAACCGAAACAUGAAGCGCUUUGAUGGGCCCGGGAUUACCGCACUGUCACCGCGCUGACGGCUCCCAGCAGGACAGACAGGUGUACUCUGGAAAAUAGUGAAGAAUGGGGCUCUGAAGACAUGGAAGAACAAACAACGUGUAUACACAUUCAUGACUGAACUGCAGGGAUCAUGGAUCUGGAGUCGCAGAGGCAGCGGAGAAGCAGGAGCUACUUCAGCAAUGUCAAGACAAGGUUAGGAAGUAAGCUGCACCCUGCCAUCCAAUCAACGAGCCGCACCUCCAGUCACUUAGGCUGGGCACAGAGCAAUCAACAAGGGAGGGCUCCAUGGUGGGCUUCAUUGGAUGAACCCCAGAGUGACCCUGUCAGUUUCAGUGGGACUCCAAGGACACGGCUGAUCCGCAACCCUCAACUUCGAAAGUACUACCUUAUGGAGUCCAUCCCUUUGCAAGAUGACCCAGGAAGUAAAGGAGUUGUUCGAGAACAGCCAAUUGGGACAAAGGAGUAUUUGGUGGGAGCACAAGACACCCUCUUCAGUGUGGCUUCCCAGUUUGACACAACGCCAAACCAGCUGGUAAAGCUAAAUAAGUUGUACUCCCAAACCCUGCUGCCUGGCCAGCGCCUUUAUGUACCAGAUUUCCAGCAGAAAACGCUGUCUUCAGCCCCUGAUAUUUCCUGCUCGGACAAUCCUCUGUCAUCACAGCCCAGCAGCCCUCAAACCCCAUCCCCUGACUCGGAAUAUGACAAGCUGUUGGAUGUGGAGACCGUAACUAUGCCUGAUGGACAGCUUUGCCUUCUGGCUCUGCCCCCAGAAUGUGACUCCUUCCAAGAAGAGGACACCAGACCAGCACGUUACCUGAAAUUGUGCUGCCGCUACAUAACUGACAGGAAGGGAGUGGUUUCAGGGAUCCUGCUGGUCACCCCAAAUAAGAUCUUCUUUGAUCCCUACAAGUCUCACCCACUAGUGAUUGAACAUGGCUGCGAGGACUACAUGCUGUCUUGUGCCAUCGACACUAUUGUUUCAGUUGCCUUCUUCAAUGAUAUCUCAAUGGUUCACUUCGGUGGGAAAUCCAAACAAUCAUGCAAAAAGAAGGACGUCCAUAAACCUAAAGUGCCAACUUCAGAAGAUGACAAAGUGCAGGCGGCAAAGCUUGAGACUAGACCAGCGCCCCCUAUGGACAACAAUCAGCCAGCAUCGAGUAAUGCCUCUGGAGCACACGUCGACUUGGAUGCUCGUUUAAGCCACUCUUUGUCGUUAAAAGAUCCAGACUGCAGCAAGCAACCAUUAGCAAGCCAAGAGGAAAUGAAGGGCACCUUUGGCCAGGACAAUCACUUGGAUGGAGCCACACAAGACAUGGAGAAGGCUGGCAAAGAUGUAUCGACACACGUAGCUGAAGGCAUGGCAGUUGGUGUCCUGAGCAGUGCUGCUUCUUUCUGCUGUGGGGGGCUGAAAUCUCUGGAAGAGGUGAAUGGAAAUGAAAUGAAGCCAAUUCAAGAGAGGAAUGAGAAGCGAGUGUGGUCAGAUCAAGGCACUCAAGGAGCUCUACCACAGGAGCCACCCAAUCACGGUGUCCUCAUGUUUGUCCGCCUGAGAUUCCAAGUCUCCAUGAAGAAGUCUUUCACACAACCCAAGAACGUUGGGAAACUUCAAACACAGGAUGCCUGGCUGAUCUUUUCUCAGGAAAGGUCAGAUGAACUCUAUGCUUACUUGAGUCACUGGCGACCUGAUCUCUGCAUUAUGGAACGGGAUGAAGAGGUAGAAGAAAUGGAAGAGGAUGAUGAGGAUGACGAGGAGGAAGAAGAAUUUGUGCUGGUGGAGGAGAAAGAUGAUGUGUGCUGUGGGGAAAAUCAAUUGUGUCGCAAAGGCAAUGAAGAGUGGGAGAUCAUUAGUGUUGAGGAUGGAAGUAUAAAGCACUUUGAGGACAAGGAACCAGUGUCCUUAUCGGAGAUUCUGGAAAAAACCAGUAUUCUAGAGGAGAGUCACAUCCAUGCGUUGUCCCAUCACCUGCCAUCUCGAAUGGUGGUCCACCACUGGCAUUUAGCAUACAGCACCAGUGUGGAUGGCUCCAGCCUGAGGACCUUGUAUCGAAAGGUGUCCCAGAGAGAUUCCCCCUGCCUGCUUGUGCUGAAGGAUUUCCACAACGAGAUUUUUGGUGGCUUCGUUUCCCACCCGUUUAAGUACAGCGACUCAUUCUAUGGAACUGGAGAAACUUUUCUGUUUACCUUCUAUCCUGAAUUUAAGUGUUUCCAUUGGACAGGGGAAAACUCUUUCUUCAUUAAAGGAGAUUUGGACUCCAUUACAAUUGGGGGCGGAGGCGGUCGCUUUGGCUUGUGGCUGGACAAGAACCUCUACCUUGGUCACAGCAGUCGCUGCGCCACCUUCAACAAUGCGAUCCUCUCCGAGAAGGCUGACUUCAGAGUUCUGGAGUUGGAGGUCUGGAUGUUCUCAUGAGGGGAGGUGGAUUUUGGAGCGACGCAAGCAGCUGGUCAGUCACCUGGAACGCACACCACACCAAGCUUUUCACCUUUUGAAGAUGGCUGCAGGUUUCUGUUUGGGCUGAGCACCUUAGACAGCAGCGUUACUUGCUGCCAUGUGAAACAGUCUAACUCUGUGGAUGGGCUGAUAAUGAAGACAAAAAUGAAAGACUUGACGCCAGGGUGCGAAUCGAUAAUCGGAAAGGAGACUCGACUGAGGUGCAGUCAUGGAAUAAGGGCUAUUGUAUAGCAGCAAUAGGGCGAGACUGUUAUUUUUAUUUAUUCAUUUUUUUCUUCUUCCUAGCCAAGAUAAAAUCGCUACAUUUGCUACUUAAAGUAACAGUUUUGCCACAAGGCUGUUUUCACUUUCGUCUUGACUUGUGGCCACUUUCUCCUUUGCUAACAGACUUGGACUCCAAGAGAGGAGGGGGCCUGAAGUACUAUGGACCAAAUCGUAAGCCGAAGUCCAGUAUGAAAGGAGCUUGUGGUCGCCACAGAAGUGUAACAGAAUGCAGAACAGCAAUUUUUGUUAAAAACGAACAAGGGAUUAAAUCGACAGUCACAGAGCAUGCUUCUCUAUACACACAUUGUAUUUUUUUUUCUAGAAGCCAUGCACUUGAUUUUCCUGACUGGUUGCUUUUUUAUUUUAUGUAUAUACUAAUUUAACACGCUUUUUGUGUUACAGCAGUAUAAAGUGACUCUAAUUUUAAUGUUUGGCAAAAAUGUACUGCUUUGUAGAAAGCCUCAUAUGACAUUCAGAAUAAAUAAAUUCUUCUUCCCACUUAUCA